Molecule: messenger RNA, 1566 nt
Organism: Colletotrichum higginsianum IMI 349063
Lineage: Eukaryota; Fungi; Ascomycota; Sordariomycetes; Glomerellales; Glomerellaceae
Product: methyltransferase domain-containing protein
Exons: 1
Coding region: 1-1566 (521 amino acids)
Biological process (GO): rRNA methylation; ribosomal large subunit biogenesis
Cellular component (GO): nucleolus
Molecular function (GO): rRNA (adenine) methyltransferase activity
Source: RefSeq, a predicted model, not a curated record
AUGUUCGCCGUACCAGGCUGGUCUGUCUCGGCGGAGGGCCCAAAAGCCGAGACCCAGAGCGCCAAGAAGAAGAACAACACCUCAAAGAACAACAGCGCGAAGAAGCGCAAGAGAGCCGAAAAAGAGGAAAAGAUCCGCGGAACGGGUGCAAACUCGGUCAUCGUCAACCAGCGCGUGUUUGGCGAGGGGAAUGAUGGCGAGCCGGUGAAGGGGGCGAAGAGAGCCGCGCCCGUGACCGAGGGGGGGGAUGACGCCGCCGAUGAGGCGACGACACCCAAGCCGAGCAAGAAGCAAAAGAAGAACCAAAUGGACUCACAGGAGACGCCCAAGUCCGAUAAGAAAGACAAGAAGCAGAAGAAGGACAGGGCGAGCAAACGCGAUGACGAGCCGUCCUCCGGAACGCCCUCCAAGGCCCAGAAGCAAACGCCCAGCAAGGAAGCCGCUGCGGACGACAAUAAGAAGGCCACAAAGGAAGCAGCCGCCGCCAUUGCCGCCUCCGUGCCUCCCAUCCCGCCGCCCGCGGCCAAGCUCACUCCGCUUCAGCGCUCCAUGAGGCAGAAGCUCAUCUCGGCGCGCUUCCGCCACCUCAACGAGACGCUCUACACCCGCCCCUCGGCCGAGGCCUACCAGCUCUUCGAGGACUCCCCCGAGAUGUUCUCCGAGUACCAUGAAGGGUUCCGCCGCCAGGUCGAGGUCUGGCCCGAGAAUCCCGUCGACGGCUACAUCCGCGACAUCAAGCUACGCGCCAAAGCCCGCUACCCCAGCGCUCGCGGCCGUCCCGGGGCGCAACCCGUGCCCGCCGGGCCCAUGCCGCUCCCGCGCACCGACGGCGUAUGCCACGUCGCUGACCUGGGCUGCGGUGACGCCCGUCUCGCGUCGACGUUGGAGUCCGAAGCCAAGAAGCUCAAGCUCAACAUCCUCAGCUACGACCUAUACUCCCCUGCCAAGCAUGUAGUCAAGGCCGAUAUUGCCAACCUGCCGCUGGCCGACGACUCGGUCGACGUUGCCAUCUUCUGCCUCGCGCUCAUGGGCACCAACUGGCUCGACUUUGUCGAGGAGGCCUACCGCAUCCUCCAUUGGAAGGGCGAGCUUUGGGUUGCCGAGAUCAAGUCCCGCUUCGGCCCCGUGCGCCAGAAGAACGCCGUGGUCUCGCACAGCGUUGGGAACCGCAAGAAGGCUGCCGCCGCCACCAAAAAGGCCAAGGGCGGCGACCCGGAGGAGACCGAGGCAGAUCGCGUCGCCCUGGCCGUUGAGGUCGACGGCCACGACGAUAAGCGCGGCGAGACGGACGUCUCGGCCUUCGUCGAGGCCUUGAGAAAACGUGGCUUCGUACUGGCGGGCCAGGGCGAGGGCAACAAAGGCGCCGUCGACCUGUCCAACAGGAUGUUUGUCAAAAUGCACUUCAUCAAGGGCGCGGCACCCAUCAAGGGCAAGGGUCUUGCCGCAGCCAAGGCGGCCGGGUUCGUCGAGAAGGAAAAGAAGCAGAAGCGCUUCGUGUGGGAGACCGAGGAGGACAAGGUCGACGAGACCUCUAUCCUGAAGCCGUGUGUGUACAAGAUCCGGUGA